AUGCAGGCUGUUGCGGGCGCUUGGAGAUGGUGCGAGGGAGACGGAAGCAAGGCGCCAGCUGGGCACCUGGAAGCGCCAAUGACGUCUCCAUACCCAGCCAGAGAGGAACCGUGCUGGUUGCCACAGGUGGCUGAGACUGCGCCUUGGGCCGGGAGUUGGGCGUCAAUAUCCGAACGGUGUGGAAUAUCGAGGCCCUGUGUGGAGGAUCAAGACGGAUAUACGAAGACAAGAUCACUGCAGCGUUCCCUCCAGGUCCAAACUCUGGACAAUGGUUUCCCCAGACGGCAGAAUAACCUUAUCCGUUCCGUGGAUGGUCCGGACGGGUGCCUCCAAUCACGUGCUGCCGUUGCUGCCUCGACGACUCGGGUAAGCGCCGGGACAAAAAAGUUGAAUGUCGGAUGGAUGAGUGGGAUAGCCAGCGCUUGUCAUGGCGAGCAGUUGCUGGCCAUCAUUGGCCUGUCUGAGGCCCAAGACAUUUUGCGGUGGAGUCUGCAGCGGGAUCACACACACAGUCCCGCAGAUUGA
This is a messenger RNA of Histoplasma capsulatum G186AR, 525 nucleotides long. RefSeq lists its product as uncharacterized. The coding region runs from base 1 to 525 and encodes 174 amino acids. Lineage: Eukaryota; Fungi; Ascomycota; Eurotiomycetes; Onygenales; Ajellomycetaceae. The transcript is spliced from 3 exons. The record is from RefSeq and is a predicted model, not a curated record.